AUGAAUACUACACUUAAAAAUACUGAGCCUAAUAAACAAAGCUUAUGGAUCCUUAAUAUCUUUAACAAUAUGAGGAUAAAUAAAAUCUUGGAAAGCUUAAAAAUAUCAACAACCAUCACUCAAGCUCAAUGGAAAGAACAGAAACUACAGGACGCCUAUUUUGCUGAAGCUGAAGUUUUUGGAAAAAGAAUUAAUAUGAUAAUCGACACAGGAGCUGUUGGAUGCAUUGUCAUUAAAAGUUUUCUAGAUUCAGUAAACAAAGAAAUAGAAGCUUUUACCAAUGUCCAAAUUGUUAGUGUUAUUGGAGUGAAAACUACACCAUUAGGAAAGAUGUUCAAAGUUAGUGUUAAAAUAGGAAAAUUUAAAAUUAAAGAAGAUAUGAUUGUAACAGAAACAUCAGGAUAUAAUGUUUUACUUGGAAAUGAUUGGAUCACCAACCAAGCAAAA
Funneliformis geosporum is the source of this 447-nucleotide messenger RNA. The record is from the annotation of a GenBank genome assembly. NCBI's taxonomy places the organism in Eukaryota, Fungi, Glomeromycota, Glomeromycetes, Glomerales, Glomeraceae.